GAUCCCUCCUCCUGCUUAUCUCUACAGUUCUUAUAUUUUAAUCGUCCUUUCUUAUCCCAAAACCUCAACAAUCUUGCCAAACUACUUCACAAUUACCACGUACUAUAAAUAAAUCGACAUGAACAAACCAGCAGGUGGCUCUCCUAGCCUGAGCGACAAGCAAGAGUUCUUGGAAAUCAAAAGCGUUUCACUUGAAUGGAAACUUUCAAACUUGAAACACAUUUUCGAUUCAUCCAAGGGUGACACAAAGUCAAAGUGUGUUAAAUCUGCGUUCUUCGGCCAAGGAAAAUGGCAAGUGUUUUUCUACCCAAAUUCCGGCCACGACCAGUAUUGCUCCCUCUACCUAUCUUGCCAACCAACGCCUGAGGAAUUCGAGAAAGCCGCUGUAUACCAAUUAACAAAGCAUUCACUCUUGCCAUCAUCCGCUUCUUCUGCAAGCCUCAGCCCCAAUUCUGCUCAUCUCAAACCACUUGAUCCAAAUCAGGUACCAUGGCAAAGGGAAGGACUCUUCAAGUUCACCUUCGAGAUCAAAAGUUUAGAUCGUAGAACGACCUACAAGACCAUGGAAGCCAACGAUCAUGCAUUCAGUCAUGAAGCUCGCAACUGGGGAUGGGCUCAAUACUGGAGAAGAAACGAUGCCUAUUAUUCCAACCCUUCUGCAAAGUAUAACGAUGCAUUUCUGAUCUGCUGUACCAUAGUUUACUCUCCAACCCCACCUGCCCCUCAACCAACGACUCAGUCCAUCAAGAAGCUCAUGCCGUUGGAUCUCCUCGAGGCCUAUUCUUCUCUCUUUAACGACCCAUUGUACUCGGAUAUAUGCUUUAAGAUAAUUCGUCGCCGCCGUCAUCGCGAUGCAAAUUCAGAUCAAAGAGGCACCUCCAAUUAUGUUGUUCGCAGGCUGUAUGCUAGCAAAAAGAUUCUCAUCCGACGCAGUGAAUACUUCAGCACGAUGUUUGGCUCUGGUUUCGCCGAGUCUACCGUUACUCUCAGCAACGAUUCUUCUGAUGAUCCCAAUCAACUGAAGGACUUGAUGAACUCCGACCGAUUCUCCCCGGGAGAACCCUGCGACGACGAUGACGAAGAUGACUUGAUGGAGGAAGAUUCAGAUGAUUGUGAUGACGAUGAAAAUGUAAUGAAUGAAGACUAUGAAGAUGAGGAAUUAACGGAAGAACCCAUCCUCAAAGAAAAGCAGCUUGAGUCCUACGAGACUGGUGCUGAACCAGCAAAGAGGGAUUCAGGAGAUCACGAGUUAAUCAGACUCCAAGAUAAUAACGAUUCAUUUGGCACAGCGAAUCACGAUAAAAUACUGCAAUCAGAUGGCAGUGCGGACAGAUCAUUGAAUAUACUGACGAGCGAUGGAAUGGCUGAAGAAAACGGUCAAUCAGUCAACUACGGUACAAUUGCUGAUAACAGCUCUGAGGUUCUCCCAGAAACGCCUCCAGCUCAUUUGACUGCCCUUGAUCCUCAGACUUCCCAUCUGACGAGUCUCAACCCGGCGCCGGUCUGCUCAGCUUCCCCGGGCUUGAAAAUCACACACCAACCAAAUUCAAAUCACCCCAGCCAAGAUAAUCGAGCUGCUUUGAAAAUCGGUCACUCCAAUCCCUCGACCGAUUUAUCUCCUACUCGGACCACACAUCAAACCAAAUCAGGCGGCCAAUCCAAGCCAGCGCGAAAGCCCACCAACUUGAGAUCAUCAAGGAAAAUGACGGUGAUCGAAGUCACUGACGCAGCUUACACAACUUUCAAGGCUUUGUUGUACUUCUUAUACACUGAUUCAAUAUCUUUUGCACCAUUGUCAUCAACGUAUCAUUGUUUGAAAGAUGAGGCUUUGGAAGCAGGCGUCCCAUUCUGUUAUCCGUCUCGAAAGGCCUAUGGAAAUGCCGUGAUAGCCAAGGCGGCCUUUAUCGGCAGUGGGGGCCAAUCUGUUCCAAAUGGACCAGCAGUUGAUUCCAGUCUAGUAUGCAGUGCGAAAGCUAUAUAUCGAUUGGCGGAUAAGUUGAAUCUGACAGAACUCAAGUCGAGAGCCUUUGAGCACAUCACACGAUCCUUGACGGUACAAAACAUACCGAUGGAAGUAUUCUCGAGUUUCACAUCGGCGUAUGAAGAGAUCAGAAAAAUCGAAGUCAACUACAUGCUAACUCAUUGGAAUGAAGUUCGAGACGGAAGAUCGAUGAAGACUGUGUUGAAGAUGCUCAGCGAUGGCGGAAAAGUAUGCUCAGGCUUCAGCGAAAUCUGGUCUGUCUUACUAUCGAAUUUGGAGUUCAAGCCGAAGUCGAUCGACAACACACUCAACCUUGGAGUCGUCAGUGCUGGACCCCAACAAGUCGGACAUCUUCAACACCAUCAAAACGAUAGCAGUCAAGAUGCUGUCGUACCCGUUGCUGGUGGCAGUGCCGUUGCUGGGAUAGGUUCUUCUCAAGGCAGAGAAGCAGUCGAAUUGCUAUGGAAUCCUGCCGAUCGUGUUGUUCAAGGCGGCGGCAGUGGAGCUAGUAACUAGAUUGGACCACAGUCUAUCCAAUUCCAUCUUCCUUCCCUUUAGCAAAUUCUGGUUUGUGUGAAGCAAAGGAUUUCUUUCUGCUGAAUGUUAGUUUGUCUUCCUUUUUUUUUGUGGCAUGUGUGUGUCUUCUGGCUUGGUCACUGUGAUGGCCUGUAUUUUUUUGUUUUUUCAAUCCUCAAGUUUGUCUGCAAUUGAGGUGAUGAACCUGUUGAAAAUACAUGUAAAUAUCCAAGCAGUUGAAUUGUUGUUUGUAUUCCCCUUGCAUUCCUUUUGUUGUUGCUCUCUCUCUCUCUUUCUUCUCCUUUGCUAUGUCUUCCCUCUUCUUCUACACCCAAGACCUUGUUUUCACUUUUCCCCUCCUUUUCUGAAAACCAAUCUCAAGUCUGAUGCAUGAUAGAUCCAUAAGGAUCAUGUAAUACAUAAGAUGUCAAUAA
Molecule: messenger RNA, 2931 nt
Organism: Puccinia graminis f. sp. tritici CRL 75-36-700-3
Lineage: Eukaryota; Fungi; Basidiomycota; Pucciniomycetes; Pucciniales; Pucciniaceae
Exons: 10
Coding region: 119-2497 (792 amino acids)
Biological process (GO): proteasome-mediated ubiquitin-dependent protein catabolic process; regulation of proteolysis
Cellular component (GO): cytoplasm
Molecular function (GO): ubiquitin protein ligase binding
Source: RefSeq, a predicted model, not a curated record